Arachis duranensis is the source of this 1269-nucleotide messenger RNA. RefSeq lists its product as uncharacterized. The transcript has 3 exons. Gene Ontology annotation, molecular function: RNA-DNA hybrid ribonuclease activity; nucleic acid binding. Gene Ontology annotation, biological process: DNA integration. The record is from RefSeq and is a predicted model, not a curated record. Bases 1 to 1269 code for a protein of 422 amino acids. Lineage: Eukaryota; Viridiplantae; Streptophyta; Magnoliopsida; Fabales; Fabaceae.
AUGACUUGGUCCAUUGAGCUGUCCCAAUAUGACAUACGAUACGAACCUCGGCAUGCGAUCAAGACGCAAGCAAUGGCAGACUUUCUAGUAGAAGUAACGGAGGAUCCAACCGAAGAGACGGACACACAGUGGAGGCUCCAUGUUGACGGGGCCUCCAACCAGACGUCCGGGGGAGCUGGGAUCAUCCUCGAGAGCCCGGCUGGGGUUGUAUACGAGCAAUCAAUCAGAUUCGAGUUCCCCAUUUCGAACAAUCAAGCAGAAUGCGAAGCCCUUCUGGGAGGCUUAGCCUUGGCAAAGGAAGUCGGAGCGACGAGGCUGGAGAUAUGUAUCGAUUCACAGGUCGUUACCUCGCAAGUAAACGGAAGCUACCAAGCCAGAGACUCACUAUUACAAAAAUAUUUGGAAAAAGUCAAGGAACUGAGUAAAACAUUCGAGGAAGUCACGAUCCGACACGUUCCGAGAGAAAAGAACACGCGGGCAGACCUCCUAUCCAAGUUGGCCAGCACAAAACCGGGAGAAGGCAACCGAUCUCUCAUACAUGGCAUGAUGAAGGAGCCAGCGGUUACCCUACACCUGUUAAGGCUGAGCCCCUCCUGGCUAGACCCCAUCACUAGUUUCUUGGAAAACGGCGAGCUCCCCAGCGACGAAAAGGGUGCUAAAGCGUUGAGAAGGGAGGCGGCCAAGUACGCUAUCAUUCAGGGACAGUUAUUCAAAAAAGGACUCAGCCAACCCCUACUGAAGUGCCUACAUCCCGAUCAGACGGACUACGUGCUCAGAGAAGUCCACGAAGGAUGCUGCGGCCACCAUAUAGGGGGGAAAGCCCUAGCCAGAAAGCUAAUCCGAGCAGGAUACUACUGGCCAUCGAUGAUGGCAGAUUCUAAAGAAUUUGGAGUCGACCUUUUGGGACCUUUCCCACUCGGUCCGGGGCAGGUUAAGUACCUCAUAGUCGCCAUCAACUACUACACCAAGUGGAUAGAGGCCGAGCCACUGGCCAGCAUAUCCUCUUCCAACUGCAGGAAGUUCAUGUGGAGGCAAUUCACCGACAAGAAAUUCACAGAUUUCCUCGCCGGCCUUAGCGUAAAACAGAAAUUCUCCUCGGUAGAGCACCCUCAGACAAACGGCCAGGUCGAAUCUGCAAACAAGAUCAUCCUGCUAGGGCUAAAGAAGUGGCUCGAUAAUAAAAAAGGUGCUUGGGCCGACGAACUCGCCUCGGUCCUCUGGUCCUACCGGACAAUCGAGCAGUCAUCCACUAGAGAAACACCUUUCUGA